AGAGAGAAAGCAAGAGAGGGAGGGAGAUGGAGAGAGAGAGUAUAACUUUGGGAAUCCUCAGAGGCAGCAUAGGGAACAAACUUUUCUCUCUUGGCUGCUUACUUUUGGACUUUCUCACAUUUCAUCAAAGACCUCAGUGUUCACAGAGUGAAGACAAGGGAUGAUAAUUUGUUUGCUUUCCUAGUUAAAGAGUUAUUUAUCUGUUUUUGUGAUCAUCAGAGAUUACUUUGUUUUGUCGUUCUUUGCAUUUUUAUCUAAUUAUUGCUUUACUGUCGGAGCUUUGAAGAAAGGCGUUACCACACAUCAGAAAUCCCUCCAAACUUGGGACUCUCCAGCUCAUGGGAGUGUGAAGCUGGACUGAAACACACACACACAUAUAUAUACACACACACCUGUUGUUGCUGAGGAUUCCCCGGGAGCUCAGUCAUGGGCAUCUGCGUCACUGUUGCUUGAGAGAAUCUGUGCGUCUGUGCAGCUGUUAUCUGGUGGUGGCCUCGGUGAAUGUUACAGUAGACGUUGACCUGAUUGUCCAGGGUAGAGGAGGGAGAUGUCAACCUACUACCCGCGCAGCAAGGAUCUGACUCGCACCAGGAAGUCAGUGACAGAUUCACCACCGGCCUCUCCAUCCCCUACAGAGAAAAGCUACAGACAUGAGAGACUGUCAAGAUAUGACUCCACUGGAGAGAGUGUGACAGACAAACCACUGGGCAGAACCAGCUCCUACACACGGAGAGAGACGAGGCUGGCCGCGCUGAAUAAACAGGAGCAAGACUCCACCACCAAAGAUUACAAGAAGAUGUACACGGAAGCCUUGCACGAGAAUGAACGUCUCAAGUCCAGGUUACAGGACAGCAAACAAGAACUGGCUAAGAUUCGUUCCCAGCUGGAGAAAGUCACUCAGAGGCACGACAGAAUAUCAGAGAGAUCUACUGUACUUGAAUCAGAGAAAAGGGAAAAACAGGCUCUGGAGAAAAAAGUGUCAGGCAUGGAGGAGGAGUUAAAGAUCUUAACAGAGCUCAAGUCAGACAACCAGAGGCUAAAGGAUGAGAACGGAGCUCUCAUUCGAGUCAUCAGCAAACUGUCCAAAUGAAAAGAUGUCUGAAUCACAACCUGAAGCUCCUGUUCUGUGUCUGUGGACACUCCAACCCUGAUAUGGCAGUUUAAUUAUUCAUGAUGUCCCAAGUUCUGACACCUCUGAAGGGCCACUUUGGCUGAAGAUCCUGAUACAGUAAUUCCUGUUGGGACUUGUGAAGAUCCAAAGAGUUUCAGUCAAAUUUUACCAAGCGUGUGAAGGAGUUACAAUAAUAAUUUCUACUUGAUUAGUUUUUAUUUUCUUUAAAUAUAUAGGGACCACAUGUACUGUUUGAAUGACAUUUUUAGGCCCAAUUCAAACAAAUCCAGGGGUUUGCAUGAAGAUACUGUAUCUAAUAUUAUACCCACACUUCACAUCCACACAUCACGUUUGUUGCUACAUUGUGCACUGCAGAUAAGUAUUUUACUGUCGUCCUAAUUAUGAAGUAGAGAGAAGCUGAUUUUGUCAUUAAGAAUGUUUUUUUCAUACUACUGAAAUAAUCAUCCCAUACCUGGAUUACUCACAGGAAAAAAGUGUGGUAGAAGCAUCAAAUUCCCCAAAAGUCACAGUCUGGCAUGAAUAAAUAAAGACUGAAACAUCUUUAUAAUAUCAGAAUAUACAGCUAUGUCGGUAAAAUGAAGCCCAGGCCGGCAACAAACAGGGGCUCCAGUUCCAGAGACAUAAACUGGUUAUUGAUAUGAUUCUCUAGAGGCAUCUGAGAAGCAACCAUUAAUGCCACUAAAGAAGAUUUAGCUCUUUUAAUGGCAACUGGAGGUUUCCUUAAAACCAAGACUGUGUUGAAGUGAAGAAGAGAAUCUCCAGCUUCUCUCAUACAUUUUAAUAAAAGAUGUUAGGGUUGCUGAUUUCACAAAUGGAAUUUUGAAAAUAUUUGCUCGAUUAGAGAGAUAUUAAGGUAAUAAGUUAUAAAGAUAAUGAGAUGCAGGUUUUGCUCAGCUGUGCUUCCUCAUCUCCCCCUCGGCACCUCUCAAAUCUGGAUUUUACAGCUCCAGGUCGUAAACUGUAAACCCAAAACUUCCCGUUAGGAACAUCGGUGACAUCAUAAAAACAACAUCCAUGUUUUUCUACAGUUGUCUAACACACACUUAUGCACCAGUGUAUAAGGGCUCUGGGAUAUACUUGCAUAUAUAUAUACAUUGACAACAGCCUCCUGCAGACCUGCAAACCAAUUCCAAAAGGUUAGAUAACUUUUUGGGACAUGUCAUUACAAUCUGUAGCAUUUUGAAAAUGAAAUUAUACUAGUUUUUGAGAAAUGUUUGUUUAUCUAACAUAUGAUAGUGUCCUUACUGUAUUUGGUAUAUGAAGAGGACUGAGUACAUGCACUUUGUACAGACUGAACAGUGCUGAGUUUUAAUCACUUGUGCAUCAUCGCCAGCACUGUAUUACCUUCAGAAUGGUUCAGUUUUCAUGAGUACAUAACUUAAUGUUGUCAGUUCUCUGUGUGGUUUCAGUAGCCAUGCUUCAUUUUUUUGUUUAUAUCCUUUAUAGAGGAUUUUUUUUUUUUUUUUUUUUUUUUAAAUACCAUCUUCAAAACAGCAGAAUGGCUAAACAGAGGAGACAGUCUGAGUGUGUGUGAAAGAAAAUGUCCUAUGUUAUGUUUUGUAAUAGAGAUAUAUUUAUUUAUUUAUGCAUUUCAUAGUUUUCAUCUUUAUACUUUGUUUACUCAAUUUUCUUUUUAAAGGAAUACACCAAUUAUUCUGGCUGACCUGACGGCAAUCUUUUUGUUGUGAUGAAAACACUAACACCAAAAUCAUCCAUUUAGUCCCUUGGAGAUGUUUUUAUUUUUUAGCUUACAGAAUAUUGCGUGUGAUUUUAAACAUCAAGCACAAAUUCAAAGUAACCGGUUUUUAGGAGUAAGUUUCUUGUAGUUUUCAGUAUAGGUGCUGUACAUACAUUUUGAACAGAACUGUGUUGUGCAUAUGAUAUUUUCACGACAAACUGAGUUAAAUUAAUUAUUGUCUAAAUACACUGAGUUGGCAGUUUAUCAGGUACACCUAGCUACAUCUAAUAGGAUCCAAUAUGACAGCUCGUCAGUUUUUGUUCUAGUCAUAUUUACUGGUGCUAUUGCAUUAAUUUGAAAGAUUUUUCAAUAUUUGGGUUACACAAAAUAUUUGAAAAGUUAAAAAUGUUCAUUAGUUUGUCUAAUUAGCAUAAGAAAUAAAAAAUAAAAAACCAAGAAAGUGGCCAGUGUCUUGUAGUUGUACAGUACCUCAUGCUGCAUACCCAUUGUGCUAUCACUUUCACUUUAUCCUAAAAGUUUAAAAGGAAGGCAGAUAAAGUCAUCCAGUUCAAACCAGUGUUUUAUUUAUGUUCCAAAUCAUAUUUAAUGUAUGAAACUGCCAAUCUCAGCUUCUUACUGAAAACUCCUUUAGCUGUAGAGCUGCUACGAGUGCCAGAGACAUGAAUGAUUUUGAUGUCUGUCUUCUCUUCACUUCAUGGUUGACUUGAUGCAUUCCUUUCACAAUGUGAUGGUUUUUGGAGUCCAAACGGGGCAGCAUGUUGUAACACCAGUGUUAUCUUUGGUCACAUCCAGUAAACUGAUUUACUCAAAACUAAAAAUAAGAUGCAGUAUGUGUCAGCUAUUUCUACAUGUGCUGUAGAUAUAUUGAACUAUGCAGUAUAUUCUAUUUAAAAGUUUGAAAUGUGUUGAAUGAUAGCUUAAUAUGCACAUAUUGGUUUAUUCACUUUGCUUAAUAAACUGUAAAGGGAUGAAA
This is a messenger RNA of Thunnus maccoyii (southern bluefin tuna), 3804 nucleotides long. Its product is annotated as protein phosphatase 1 regulatory subunit 12B-like. Lineage: Eukaryota; Metazoa; Chordata; Actinopteri; Scombriformes; Scombridae. The record is from RefSeq and is a predicted model, not a curated record. Gene Ontology annotation, cellular component: Z disc; A band; cytoplasm. The transcript is spliced from 7 exons. Gene Ontology annotation, molecular function: enzyme inhibitor activity; protein kinase binding; phosphatase regulator activity. Bases 548 to 1090 code for a protein of 180 amino acids.